AUGACCACUGCGCACCGGCCGACUUUUGACCACGCGCGCGGCCGCGACAACGUGCGGUCUUCGAUCAAGCACAAGCGGGCGAUGCCGGCGCACAUGGCGAUGAAGUACCGGCGCGAGAAACGGCCGACGGACGACGACUGGGACGGGGCGUCGGAGUACGAGGUGGACAAGAGCGAGGUGCAGCGACUGCGGAGCGAAUUGGAGGACAGGAGCGGGGCCGAGAGCCGGGGAGCGGCCGAAGAGCGCCAGCCGGAGGCCGACGAGCUGGAACGCAGCAGACAGCUGCUACUGGAGACAAAGGAUAUAGACUCAGAUAGCGACAGCGAGAGCGAAGGUGACAGCGAGGAGGAUGACGAGGAGGACGACGAUGAGGAGGACGAGGACGCCGAGCUGCUGCGGGAGCUGGAGAAAAUCAAGCGCGAAAAAGAGGCCCGGCUAGCCAAACAGAAAGAGGAGGAGCUUGCUCGACGAGCCGCGAGCUCGAACCCGCUAGUGCAGUUCAGCGACAGCGUGCACAAGUCGUGGCGGUCGACGACGUUCAGACGAAAGGAAAAGGCCAGCAGACAGGAGAGCUACAUUAACGAUAUGCUGCGCAGCGAUUUCCACAAGCGGUUUAUGGACAGGUACGUGAAAUGA
This is a messenger RNA of Ogataea haglerorum, 636 nucleotides long. RefSeq lists its product as uncharacterized. The coding region runs from base 1 to 636 and encodes 211 amino acids. Gene Ontology annotation, biological process: mRNA cis splicing, via spliceosome. Gene Ontology annotation, molecular function: RNA binding. The record is from RefSeq and is a predicted model, not a curated record. Lineage: Eukaryota; Fungi; Ascomycota; Pichiomycetes; Pichiales; Pichiaceae. The transcript has a single exon. Gene Ontology annotation, cellular component: catalytic step 2 spliceosome.